This is a messenger RNA of Fusarium oxysporum Fo47, 876 nucleotides long. Its product is annotated as RTA1 like protein-domain-containing protein. The coding region runs from base 1 to 876 and encodes 291 amino acids. Lineage: Eukaryota; Fungi; Ascomycota; Sordariomycetes; Hypocreales; Nectriaceae. The record is from RefSeq and is a predicted model, not a curated record. Gene Ontology annotation, cellular component: membrane. The transcript has 2 exons.
AUGUCCACCGAAGGUCUCUUCGAACCGGUCCCCGGAGUUGAACCUACCAAAGGCGGCGCCUACCUCUGGCGAUACUCCCCAAGCGUAGCUGCAGCCGCCAUAUUCUUGGUGCUCUUCAUGGCUUCAUUUCUUUGCGUAGUUUGGAAGAUUUGGAAGACGCGUACCUAUUUCUGCACUGUGUUUGCCAUUGGUUGCUUUUUUGAGAUGGUUGGGUAUGGCGUCCGCGCAGGUGCUCAUAGCAAAACCGGCAAAAUCAUGCCAUAUGCCGUUCAGAACAUGUUUAUCCUCAUCGCUCCCGCGCUCUUCGCUGCCUCGAUUUACAUGGUCCUCGGUCGAAUCAUCAGAGGUCUCAACGCCGAUAAACACUCUCUUCUCAAGCCAACCAAGUUGACAAGGACCUUUGUACUUGGAGAUGUAUUAUCCUUCAUGAUCCAAGGCGGUGGCGCUGGCAUGUCGGUUGUUCAAAACGCAAGUCUAAGUAAGUGGGCUGAAAGAAUUGUCAUCCUCGGUCUUGUGGUCCAGAUCGUCAUCUUUGGUCUAUUCUGCACUGUAUCCUUUGUCUUCCAUCGUCGUAUGAUCCGCGAACCAACAGCCGAGUCGAUCGGCACUAUUAUGCCCUGGGAGUCAACUCUUUAUAUGCUUUAUGCUGUCAGUCUUCUCAUCAUGAUCCGAUCUAUCUUUCGGAUCAUCGAAUAUGCUCAGGGCUACACUGGAUAUCCUCUUUCGCAUGAGUGGACGUUGUACAUAUUCGAUACUUUGUUGAUGUGGCUGGUAACGGUUAUCUAUAUCUGGCGAUACCCGGAUGGGCUUAAUGUUAACGCCGGCCACGUCCGCUGCGACAGCAUGCUUCUGCAAGAGGUUCACAACAACAAGUAA